AUGGCCGACCCAGCGGCGGAAGAAGAGAGGAAGGCAGCAAGGGAAGCAGCGUUACAAGGCGUUUGCCCAGCAGAAUUUCAACGCGAUCGCGUUAUACCCCGUGGAUCGGACGACAUUAGUAAACAGAGUGUGAUACUAAAGCUGGCUGACCGCUUAGUGAGUCCUUGGAAAGAAGCCGUAACGGCUGCUGAAACAUUGAGCGACUUUAGAAUGCCUAGACGCGAUGGCAGGCAGGAAAACGGCAGGAUGUUGGAAUCUUUUGUCGAAAUCGAUGUGGCCCUUAACGAAGCCAAAGAAGAAUGGGCUAAAUCUAUAGACGGAGAGCACCUCUGGGGCCGAAUUCAUUGGGUUGUAACUCACAAGAAACUAAUAAACGUCAAGAAAAUCGUGUGUUUCGACCUAGAUGGGCCUUGGGCGUGGCAUUUGGGCAUUCCACCUACUGAUGCGGAAAAGUUGGAGGGAUAUGGCAAUCGAAGCCUGAUCCGGCAUGUCGCGGCACUCUGGAUGGCGCAGAGCAUUCGCAAAGCGUGUAAAAGCUCAGAGGAAAUCAAGGUGUACUCCCAAGAAUUGUCAUUUCGCCCUGUAGACCGCGCGGUUCUCAAGGCUAACGGAAUCACACCACUGGACGGCCAGCAAGGCAAGCACGAGGGUUUUCGCGAAAUCGACGAGAAUACACUUGUGUUCAUGAUGGGCGGCGGUGCUGAGAACAAUAUCCGGGUCAUAUGCGCAACCAACCGCCCCGCUGGAAUCAUAUGCUCCAUACAUCGACCGACUCGAUCCAACCCCAAUUAUGACGGACUACAGGCAGCUUUUCAUUAUCUAGAUAAAGAGUAUGAUGCAUACGCCGACUGGAUGCCGUUUUACCAUCCCGCCUGCCCGGAGCAUCUCAAUGUGCGGGGACCACAGACUUUGAAGGAAGCGGCUGCUAAAAAUAAGCAGAGACCGCUUCAGGGCGCCACGGUUUGGUUGCGAAAGCAUGAAUAUCAGCGAUGGACCUGGCUACAAGCCGACCCAGCUGACUAA
This is a messenger RNA of Xylaria bambusicola, 1023 nucleotides long. RefSeq lists its product as uncharacterized. NCBI's taxonomy places the organism in Eukaryota, Fungi, Ascomycota, Sordariomycetes, Xylariales, Xylariaceae. The transcript has 2 exons. The coding region runs from base 1 to 1023 and encodes 340 amino acids. The record is from RefSeq and is a predicted model, not a curated record.